Otolemur garnettii (small-eared galago) is the source of this 1217-nucleotide messenger RNA. It is a transcript of the gene GPN1, whose product is annotated as GPN-loop GTPase 1. NCBI's taxonomy places the organism in Eukaryota, Metazoa, Chordata, Mammalia, Primates, Galagidae. The record is from RefSeq and is a predicted model, not a curated record. Bases 60 to 1217 code for a protein of 385 amino acids. The transcript is spliced from 13 exons. Gene Ontology annotation, molecular function: GTPase activity; ATP hydrolysis activity.
GCGGAAGUAUCUCUAGCCAGGCGUCGUCUCCAUGGUAGGUGGGCGGUGCCAGGAGAAAGAUGGCGGCGCCCGCAGCUGAAGCUGAGCCGCGGGCUUCGGGGGGUCUUCGACCCCCAGUGUGCCUUUUGGUAUUGGGAAUGGCAGGAUCCGGGAAGACCACCUUUGUCCAGAGGCUCACGGGACACCUGCAUAGCCAAAGCACUACUCCUUAUGUGAUCAACCUGGACCCAGCUGUACAUGAAGUUCCCUUUCCUGCCAAUAUUGAUAUUCGUGACACUGUGAAGUAUAAAGAAGUCAUGAAACAAUAUGGACUUGGGCCCAACGGUGGCAUAGUGACCUCACUCAAUCUUUUUGCUACCAGGUUUGAUCAGGUGAUGAAAUUUAUUGAGAAGGCCCAGAACAUGUCUAAAUAUGUCUUGAUUGACACACCUGGGCAGAUUGAGGUAUUCACCUGGUCAGCUUCUGGAACAAUCAUCACUGAGGCCCUGGCAUCCUCAUUUCCAACCGUUGUCGUCUAUGUAAUGGACACAUCACGAAGUACCAACCCAGUGACCUUUAUGUCCAACAUGCUCUAUGCCUGCAGCAUCUUGUACAAAACCAAGCUGCCUUUCAUUGUGGUCAUGAAUAAAACUGACAUCAUCGAUCACAGCUUUGCAGUGGAAUGGAUGCAAGACUUUGAGGCUUUCCAAGAUGCCUUGAAUCAAGAGACUACAUACAUCAGUAACCUGACCCGUUCAAUGAGCCUGGUGUUAGAUGAGUUUUAUAGCUCACUCAGGGUAGUGGGUGUCUCCGCAGUUCUGGGUACCGGCUUAGAUGAAUUCUUUGUGCAAGUCACCAGUGCUGCAGAAGAAUAUGAACGGGAAUAUCGUCCUGAAUAUGAACGUCUGAAGAAAUCAUUGGCUAGUACACAGAGCCAACAGCAGAAAGAACAACUGGAACGACUUCGGAAAGAUUUGGGCUCUGUAGCCUUGGACACAGGGACUGCCAAAGAUAGCUUAUCUUCUGUACUGGACCCUUCUGAUUUGAUCCUGACUCGAGGAACCUUGGAUGAAGCAGAUGAGGAAGCAGACAGUGAUACUGAUGACAUUGAUCACAGAGGUGAGAGGUGGCAGAGGUGGCUGAUGAAAACAGAACAGCUGCUGGUUCUCAUGUUCUUUGCUUUGGAUUUUUUUACUGUUGAAUAUACAGCCAGUAAUUUGCAAGAGGGAGGAUGGUAG